Molecule: messenger RNA, 1250 nt
Organism: Gamsiella multidivaricata
Lineage: Eukaryota; Fungi; Mortierellomycota; Mortierellomycetes; Mortierellales; Mortierellaceae
Product: ribosomal protein L5 domain-containing protein
Exons: 2
Coding region: 239-1168 (309 amino acids)
Biological process (GO): translation
Cellular component (GO): cytosolic large ribosomal subunit; ribosome
Molecular function (GO): RNA binding; structural constituent of ribosome
Source: RefSeq, a predicted model, not a curated record
GAUCGUGGCUUAGGGGAAACGGUGGGUGGGUUUGCCUGAACCAAAAGAAACAAAAAAAUCAAAAUACACCUGUCCUUUACUUGUGUUGGCCGGCUACUUCGGGAUUCGCUUUCACUCAACCGUUACUCGCCAUCCUCCUAUCCCUUGUCGGCUUUCUCCUCCCCACUUUUCCUUUCCUCCUCGCUUCUUAUCCCCUCGUCAUCGCCCUCCCGGAAACGUGCGCGAGAAUCAGAACAGUAUGGCCGCCGUUACCCGAUCAGCUCGCAGCCUGAUCUCACACUCAGGAUUGCACCAGUCCCUCAAAGGAUCCCUUUCCGUCGCCAUCUCACACCAGGUCCGUCUCGCCUCCACAGAAGCAGCCAAGAAGGGUUCCAGCAGCAUCAGCAAGAGUAAAGGGAACGAUAACGCCGUCAUCCUUGGACCUCAACAGGAAUACAUCACAGGCGUUAGCAGGCUGCGUGAGCACUAUCGUGGAACCGUCCAGGACGAUCUUAUGGUCUUGACUUACAACCACUCCUUUAAGCCCAAGGCCAAGAUCCCUGAGGGUGUUCGUGUGGAAUUGAAGGGCAACAAGCACAUCAAGCCAGCACCGAAUGCGCCUUCCCCACGCCAUAUCCCGGAGCUGGUGAAGAUUGAUGUGCACUGUAUGAUGAAGGAGGCCUUGGUCAGCAAGUUCAACCUGUUGAGCGGGUUCAUGGCUAUUCAGUCGAUCACAGGAGAAAUGCCCGAGAUCAUCCAUUCCAAGAAGGGUGUCCACCCAUGGAAGCUGCGUGCCGGCAAUCCGAUCGGGUGCAAGGUCACCUUGAAGGGCGACAAGAUGUACCAAUUCCUUGACAAGCUUGUCGAAGUUGUGCUCCCAAGGAUGAAGGAAUGGCCCGGCCUGCCCGAAUCUGCCGGCGACGCGACAGGAAACAUCGGUAUGGGUUUCCCUCCCUCGGCCAUGUCAUUAUUCCCAGAGAUCGAAAGCAACUUUGACAUGUUCCCAAGGAUGACAGGAUUCGAUGUGACCUUCACGACCACCGCCAAGACCAACCUCGACGCAAGACUCUUGCUCAGUGGAUUCAACAUGCCCUUCCAACAAAAGAUUCGUUCGCCACCAGUAGCCAAGACCGGCACAUCAGCAGCAGCAGCAUCACCAUCAUCAAUAGACGCGGGAUCUUCGGCGUGAGCAAAAGACGUAAGGGGAGGGUUUGAAUUCUUAGAACGCAUCAUGGGCUUUUUUUUUAAACACAAAUAAAAUAAAACCAUGC